GUUUUUUUGAAAUCCUGUACACAGCUUAGGAAGAAACUCUCCUUAUACUAUCGCUUUGAAACAAACCGGCCUAUCAGCGAAUUAUUCUGUUUUCUUGUUUUGUCUUGUUAGCGACGUUUUCCAAGACACACAAAAUGGCACCAGGAAAGAAUCCAGGCGGUGGCAGAAAGAAGGCCGCUAACGGGUACCAAAUGCCCGCUCCUGUUCCUGUUGGUACCGUACUAACGGACAUGGCCAAGCGGCAGUGGAAAACUGGACCUUCGAUAGGAAGCGGUGGUUUUGGGGAGAUUUAUUGCGCCUGCGAAGCCAACUCCGGUAUAAGGAAAAUAGAUGAUUAUCCCAAUGUCGUGAAAAUUGAACCUCAUGGCAACGGACCCCUUUUUGUGGAAAUGCACUUUUAUAUGCGGAACGCCAAACUGGAAGACAUUGAAAAGUUCAAAAAAAGCCGCGGUCUAAAGCAUUUGGGGAUGCCUCAUUUUGUGGGUAACGGAUCACAUGAACUGCAAAAUUUGAAACAUCGAUUUUUGGUUAUGCCCCGCUACAGUUCAGAUUUGGGAAGCAUUUUCCUGCGCAACGAGAAACGCUUCCCACUACAUACGAUUUUCCGAGUUGGACUGCAGAUGUUGGAUGUGCUGGAGUAUAUUCACAGCUGUUCGUACGUGCAUGCUGAUUUGAAGGGUGCGAAUAUUUUACUCGGAUUCGGUAAGGCGGCAAAACAGCAAUUGUUUCUUGUUGAUUUCGGGCUGGCCAGUCAUUACACUACUAAAGAGUUCAAACCCGACCCAAAGAAGAUGCAUAAUGGGACAAUCGAGUAUACAUCGCGAGACGCACACCAGGGAGUACCGACAAUGCGAGGUGAUAUGGAGAUAUUAGCUUACAACGUGGUGCAAUGGGCCGGGACGCCACUUCCGUGGGAAACGGAAAAGUUGCUGGGAAAUCCAACCAAGGUGCAAGAGUCGAAAGAAAAGCACAUGAAAGAUGUGGCAGGUUUCAUGAAAUAUUGCUUUAAAAAGCAGAUUAGCAAGCCAAUCCAAGAUUAUGUCAAAUAUGUGUCUUCGUUGAAGUAUGACGAAAAACCGGAUUAUCAAAAAUGCCGAAAGAUUUUCGAAGCGGGUCUAAAAGAGCUGGGACAGUCUAAUUCUGGAGACUUGGAGUUUGAACCAAAAACUACGUCGGUCGCAGGAAGCUCCCGUUCGAAAACAAUAGCAACUGCAGAUUCUACUGAAUCUUCUGGUCCGAUGUCAAGGCCCCGGGGAAGGCCUCCGAAAGUUAUACAAACUUCACCAGAUACCACAUCUCCCGAUCCUAUCGUAGAACUGCCAAAACUGAAGCCAGAUACACCAUCUAGACCGGUUCAGAAGAAGAAGAAGGUAGCGAUAGUGGAUUCUCCUGAUCCAGUGGAAAUAAACGGUGGGCAUAGAACAUCUACUCCAUCGGCAGACGUUGUGUCAACGAAGCUAUCCUCUAUGGAGCAGACAGGAUCGUUUAGGCUGAAUACACCAAGUAGCAAGAGUGAAAACACACCCAAAUCUAGCAGCAGUAAAGUAAAGAAAACCUAUGCAUUCAAUAUCGAAUUAGACGUCAGUAUUGAUGCAGAUGUAAUUGUAAAUGUUCGACGUAAGAAGAAAGAAGCUUCAAAAUCUAGACAGACCAACCGAACGCAAUCGUCGUUGGCUUCACAACAGCAAAGUACCAGUAAGACUCCCAGUCCUUCGCCGCCAAAACGACCCCGACGUCAAAAUGCUUCAUACAAUCAAAGCAACAGUUCAGAAACGAUGAGCAUUAUUUCGCUCAACACAACCGAAGAAAAUUCCGUGUCAAUCAAUCCGGACGACAUCGAUGAGACAGUGCCGAAUAGUGACCCUAACACACCGGAACCGCGUUACAAUACUUCACGGUCUAUUUUUCAGCGCACUCCGAGACCGCAGAACUCGUCUGACCGUAGGGCAGUACCACUAACUCGUAAUAACGCAGUAGUCGCCCGUGCCGGAGAGUACAAGGGAAAGAAAGCUAAAUCAUAAAUAACAACGAAUCUCAGAUAGCACCACAACGUGCAUUGCUGACUCUUGAAAGGUAUUGUUUUCUUUGUUAACAUUACAUCGUCAUUCAUUCAAUUCCAUUAACAUGAUUGUAGUUACGCUCUACGUUAUCUGACUUGUUACAUUGCCGUUAAUAAAUCUAGU
Messenger RNA from Sabethes cyaneus, 2183 nucleotides. It is a transcript of the gene ball, whose product is annotated as nucleosomal histone kinase 1. The record is from RefSeq and is a predicted model, not a curated record. NCBI's taxonomy places the organism in Eukaryota, Metazoa, Arthropoda, Insecta, Diptera, Culicidae. Gene Ontology annotation, molecular function: protein serine/threonine kinase activity; ATP binding. Gene Ontology annotation, biological process: peptidyl-serine phosphorylation; signal transduction. Gene Ontology annotation, cellular component: cytoplasm; nucleus. The transcript has 3 exons. Bases 135 to 2021 code for a protein of 628 amino acids.